UAACAAAUGCUUGGCUUAAGUUGUAACCUCAUGAUGACGCUUGACGCUAGCUUUCAGCGUCAAACUAUAGCUCCACCUAGCUGAAAUGAAUAAAAACACGUGCAGCGUCAAACGCCAGCGUCAAAUUAAAAAAAUCAGCGGCAAAAAAAUGUAUAAAUAUCGAAAGUCGAUAUCUCGAGGUAUACCUCGAAGCUAGUCCUUAACCUAAUUUUUAUAAUAACACAUGGUAAUUGUAAACAAAUAACUUAUGACAACAAUAAAUGUUAAACAUUAAUGAAAUAAUUACAUCAAAUUUAAGUAACUUAUCAAAAUUUCAAUGGCAGGUGAAUAUGAUUAUCAAUUGUGGAUUUAUCAGUGUCAAAAAAUAAUCCGUGAAGCAGAAAUAAAAAAAAAAAAUUAGGCGCAAAAGGAUUAUUAGUGCUUUAUUAUGCAAUGAACUAGUUAUACAAAAUUGUAGAAAAAAAUAUACACAAAAAAAAUUUUGGAUUCAUCCUUUAUUCAAAUUACGGCGAGAUUAUGGAUUUUUUGAGGCCAUAUUCCCAACUCUUUCUUCGUAUUCUGAAAAGAUUGAAAAUUACAUCCGAAUGACAGCAGUCCAAUUUGAAGAGCUUCUAUGUUUAGUUGGCCCGAAAAUAUCAAAACAAAAAGUUGUAAGAGAGCCUAUUUCAGCUCCAGCACGACUAGCUAUGACUUUGCGAUUUCUAGCAACUGGUGACUCAAUGUCAACGAUGUCGUAACAGUAUUUAGUUGGGUUAACAACAACAGCAAAUAUAAUUGUCGAAACUUGUCAAGCUCUAUGGAGUUGUCUUAAAGAAAAAGUAUUACCGUAUCCUUUGACUGAAUCUCAUUGGCUGAAAAUUGCUGAUGAAUUCGAAAAGCAAUGGCAAUUUCCACAUUGCAUUGGAGCUAUCGAUGGGAAACAUAUACACAUACAGUGUCCUGAUAAUGCAGGUUCUUCAUAUUACAAUUAUAAAAAUAGUCACAGCAUUGUAUUGAUGGCAGUUUGUGAUGCUAAUUAUUUGUUUACUCUCGUUGACAUUGGUGCUUACGGUAGAAGAAGUGAUGGAGGGAUUUUCCGGAGCUCAGCAAUGGGUCAGAAGUUUGAGAAUAGUGACAUGAACAUACCAAAAGCAGACUUACUAACUGUAGAUGGAAUACCUCAACCAUAUGUUCUUGUGGGAGACGAGGCGUUUCAAUUGACAAACUAUUUACUUCGACCAUAUCCUGGUAGAAGUGGUUUGAAUAAAGAAAAAAGUAUAUAUAAUUAUCGUCUCAGUCGAGCACGCAGAACUAUUGAAAAUUCAUUCGGGAUCAUAGUGAGUUUAUGGAGAAUUCUAAAAAAACCAAUUGAUGCUACAGUUGAGAAUACAAUCGAUAUGAUUCAAGCAAUCAUAUGUUUGCAUAAUUGGCUUCGCAAGCAUGACAAAGAUGAUGUUUACAUUCCACCUAACUUAGUAAUUGAUCAAGAACGCCCUGAUGGUAUAAUUUCUAGAGAUUUGAGGCAUGAAGUUAACGAUUCUGCUCUCAAAGACACAACAGCUUAUGGCAAUAAUUUCAGUAGCAGAUCUGCAGUAGCUGUUCAAGAUGAAUUUUGUGAAUACUUUAAUGCCGAAGGAGCUGUUCCCUGGCAAUAUAAUCGUAAAGUUUAAAUUGUAAUAAUUUUUUUAAUACCGUCAAAAAUCUAUUAAAAUCGCCUUGUAUUUAAAUUGUAAAUAUAUUGUG
Molecule: messenger RNA, 1722 nt
Organism: Cotesia glomerata
Lineage: Eukaryota; Metazoa; Arthropoda; Insecta; Hymenoptera; Braconidae
Exons: 3
Coding region: 996-1649 (217 amino acids)
Source: RefSeq, a predicted model, not a curated record